AUCAAGCUAGUCUGGCGUCUCAAUCAAGUUAACGAGCUAAGAAGGGAUGGUACUCGGGAGUAGCGGCUCGGGUUUGAGGUUGGGAGAUUUGAGUGCAAUUGAUCGGGAAAAAGGAGUAAGAAGAGGGAAAGGAAGGCCGGGGAGCCACCGGCUGUACAGAGGUGGUGCGGCUGCAUAAUCUAUAGAGUUAAUAUCAGAUCACGCCAACAAAUUCACAUUCCAAUAUCCUAGAAUUAAAUGUCAGGAUUAUACCAAAUACUUAAGAUUACAGCAUCUUAUAAAUAAGAUAAAAUCAGCCCAUGUUCGAUACAUCGAUUCUCAUUUAUGAGGAACAAUUUUUACUGGAGGCAAACCUGAGGUCAUCCAUGGUCCGUCUGAAACAGUUAGAACAAGAUAUACAACAACCUGUUGGGGGUUACUAUAGUUCAGCGUUGUGCUCAAGGCCAAACAGCCUUUCGCAACAAGUGAUUCCCACCAUUGACAUCCUCUUGAAAUGUUUGCCAAGGAAGACAAAAUCAAAGGCUGAGACCAACAUAGCCAAUGCUGUGAGACAUAGAAUUGCGGAGAGGCAUCGUAGAAAGCGUAUUUGCCAACAGUAUGACAUACUCCGUUCCAUCCUACCAAACUUGAUCAAAUUCAUGCAACAGAUGGACAAGGCAUCCGUGCUGGGCGAGACAAUCAGGCAGGUAAGGGAGCUGAAAAAGAGAGUAAAAGAAACGAAAGCAGUUUGUCGUGGAAGCUUAGAGGGUGUGCUCCCUGGUGAGUCAGACAACUUGAGUUUGGGUUAUUGUGAAAACGAUGGGAGUUUGUUGAAGGCAACAUUCAGCUGUGACGACAGGGCAGAGCUGAUAUCUGACCUGACACGGGCAGUGAGGACAGUGAAUGGGAGGGUUGUAAGAGCAGAGAUGGUAUUUCUAGGAGGAAGGAAUAAAAGUGUGUUGUGGGUAAAAGGGCUUAGCGGAAAUGAAGGGAUAGGGAUGCUUAAGAGAGCUUUGAAGAUGGCUGUAGAUAGACCUAAGAUUAAAAAUGGGAAGCCUCGUUUCGCUCACUGAUUAUUCUGUUGUAAUUUCUAGCAGUUGCAGAGCAAUGGAAAAGGGUAGUUUUAAGAGUAUAUUUAAAGAAUAAUGGUAAAUAGUGCUUCGUGUAAUCAUUUUCGUAGUUGCAGUUCUACGACAACGAACAGGACUUUGGAACAUGAUUGCCCCAAUUCUACUAAGAUUUUGUACAAAAUUACAACCUACUUAAUUUUCUUUGGGUAGAUUUGUGCUUCAAAAUUCAAGCACUUUUGCCACGACCCUUGAUGGAUGGUGAAUAUGUUGCAUUAGCAUACCAUCAACAUGUGAGUUCAACCUGUCGCUUAAAUUUGAUUCUUGAAUUAGCAAGAACAUCAACAAAAGUUUUUUAUUUUAU
Molecule: messenger RNA, 1410 nt
Organism: Theobroma umbraticum
Lineage: Eukaryota; Viridiplantae; Streptophyta; Magnoliopsida; Malvales; Malvaceae
Product: transcription factor bHLH131-like protein
Biological process (GO): regulation of DNA-templated transcription
Molecular function (GO): protein dimerization activity; DNA-binding transcription factor activity
Source: RefSeq, a predicted model, not a curated record